Molecule: messenger RNA, 1156 nt
Organism: Dicrocoelium dendriticum
Lineage: Eukaryota; Metazoa; Platyhelminthes; Trematoda; Plagiorchiida; Dicrocoeliidae
Source: the annotation of a GenBank genome assembly
CGCGCCCGCAUUCCUGGCUUCUCACUUCCGCGCACUUGACGAAGCCAGGGUGGAACCGAUCCGCGAAAGACAACUGGAGAGUGUAACAUUGGGCAGAUAUCUAGUCACUUUCCUGACAACUUCCACUUUGAUUGACCUUUGUUCAAAGUUUUCUCAUUACGUUCCGUGGACCUCUUUGGAAUUACGACAUCUUUAAAGAACUAUGUCUGAAGGAGAGAACCAGUGCAUUAUUGUUCCUAAUGAUUACCCUAAACUGCCUUUGGAACGAUUUACCAUUCCUAAGGCUUACGAAGAUUGUCUUUCGCAUGUUAUGCUUCCGGAGAGUGUCAUCCAAGAAAGGAUUAAACAGAUGGCCAUUCAUUUGGUUGAUAACUAUACUACAGAACCUAAGUCACCCCACCUAUUAACGCUGCUGUGUGUACUUAAAGGAGCAUUCCGCUUCUUCUCAGAUCUAUUCAACGAGAUGGUGGCUGUCAUUGGUACCAAGCGUUCAACACUGCUCCUGGAGCUCAGCUUUGUGAGAAUCCAAAGUUAUAUCAAUGAUGCUUCAGCCAACGAACCUCUUAUCACUGGACUGCAUGAUCCAGCCGAGUUUAAAGACAAAGAUAUUCUUGUCAUAGAAGACCUAAUCGACACUGGAAGAUCCAUGCGAGCCUUAUUGACUCAGUUGGAUGCUCUUCACCCCAGAAGGGUUCGUGUCGCGAGCUUGCUGUUGAAGAGGAUUCCAACUGGGAUUCAGUACCGACCAGAUUACGUCGGAUUUGAGAUACCGGCGGAGUUUGUGGUCGGCUACGCUCUCGAUUACAACGAAUAUUUUCGCGAUCUUCCGCAUUUGUGCAUCAUCAAUCAACACGGACGAGAAAAGUAUCGCGUCAACUCUGAACCGUGCGGUCGUGGGCUUUAGCAAUGCUCGUUCCCCAAUCGCAUACCAACACUCCUAGUUUUCUAGGGCUAUUUGGACACCUUAUUCUCUCGUUGUUUAGAGCCUAUCGAUUAGUUGUACUCAUUUCUAUUAGACACGCGGCAAUGUUUUCUUAAUUGUAAAGCUAAAACACUCAGAGCAGUAUUUUUGUGCCUUUUUGGUGAUGCCUGCUCCGUUUUAUAAUGCAAUCAUCUUGUUUUCCUCCGCUCGUGAAUACAUACGUUUAUUACCUUG